Trichoplax adhaerens is the source of this 1266-nucleotide messenger RNA. RefSeq lists its product as uncharacterized. The coding region runs from base 1 to 1266 and encodes 421 amino acids. NCBI's taxonomy places the organism in Eukaryota, Metazoa, Placozoa, Uniplacotomia, Trichoplacea, Trichoplacidae. The record is from RefSeq and is a predicted model, not a curated record. The transcript is spliced from 8 exons.
AUGGCAUGCUGUAUAUUUCUUAACCUAUUAUCGCGAUUUAGAUCUUGCAAGCUGAGUACAUGUUUUCCGGCAACAGAUGCUGAAGUCAUCCCAGAGAUUAUAACUAAAGCUUUUGGCGAUUGUGGUGACACAGAAUGGUAUUCGCUAAGCAAUAUUUGUUAUAAAGUCGUCGAUACAUCAAGCAUAAUUAAAUACGCCUCUGCGUCUUCAAUUUGCCAAUCUUCUGGUGGAGGUCUAGUUAAAGUAGAUUCUAGAGAUGUACGCCAGCUAUUAAUUGAUAUUAUGAGUACAAAUGAAUAUUACUGGAUUGGCUUAAGGGAUAUCGAUGAAACCAAUAAUCCAACCGCCUAUCGAUGGAUAAUCGAUAAUGAGGUAGCUAGCGGUUAUGUUGAUUGGGGAUAUUAUCAACCUCACUAUUACUACCAAGAUUGUGUGGUCUAUGCCUAUCGAUUGCAAGCUUGGGGUUGGUAUGAUGUGCAUUGCGAAGGAAUUGAAGGGUUUAGAGCUCAUUACAUCUGCCAAAAAUCAUCAAUCUCUUUAAGUGCUAUAGAAUCCAGUGAUAUUACUUCCUCUUUAGUAGCAGCCUCGACAGAAUCGGCGAUGCAUGUAGAUCAAGAGAUAAGUAGUUCGUAUACUGUUGAUUUCGAACAGCCUGAAUUAAGUUCCGAUACAUCUGCUCAACAAAUUACGAUAGCUGCUACGACUUUGAUGGAAGUUACACAAUUAGUAAACUUUGAAAGGAGCAGCCUGCAGGCAGGUGGCCAAAGUAGUUCUAAUACUAUUCAAAAGCAGUCAUCCUCUAUGACAUCUGUAUCCGCAAACCUUGUGCUUUGGAAUGGCGAAUUAUAUCAUGCAUCGGCUACUUUAUCGAUCACUAGUAGCUUGGUUAAUGAAACGCUACCUGAUGCCAGCAUAGAGGUCGUGAAGUCAGCCAAUUUGCUCAGCUCAAGCACUCCUGUACUAUCCGAUGAAUGGACAGCGUAUAUCGACCCAACUGCUACCCAAAGUGCUCCAGAUUAUACCACUAUUAUGGAAGAUGGAGUAACUUACAUUUCACCUACCAGCCCAUACGAGAUUUCGUUACCAUUAUCGGCCGUAGAUGAAUUAGUUACUAUCAGGAAAAAUUCUAAUUUGAAAGUGAUAAUCGGAAUUCAUUCGUUUCGCGAUAAUAUCAGUAUGGUAGCUGCAGAAUUUUGUAUUAUAGGGAUUAUUCACAUUAUUGCGGUUGUAUCAAACUUGAUCGCUCCUACGUACAAGGCUGAUUAG